AGUAACUGCCUUACGUAAGAUGGUGGUGUCUGCUGUGUUUUGAGUGCGCGGCAGGCAGGCGCGUACUUGUUCCUUCUCUCUUCGUUACCUUUAUGUUGUGGCUUUUGCCGCGGGUAGGGAUCGUGGAGUUACAGUGAAGAAGGAACCCGAGCUUGCGUGUCUCCGCGCCGGCCAGUUGCUGUUAGGGGCGAGCGGCGCUGGUGGCACUGCGGGUGCGGCGCAGUGCUGCUCAGGUAGAGUCUGCUACUCCCGUCCCUUCAGCAGGAGGAGACUGAAGCUGUUGUGGGCAGGGGUCACUGGGCUCUUCUCUGCUCGACUAUGUCGGACAAUCAGAGUUGGAAUUCCUCUGGCUCUGAAGAGGACCCUGAGACCGAGGUUGGGCUGCCUGUUGAGCUCUGUGGGCUGCUCAGCAAGUUGCAGCCCUUUGCGGUAGCCCCCGCAGACGGCGAACCCCUUUUGGACGGCUCAGGCCUUCGGAACGACAUACCGAGUGACCAGCGUUCGGUCACUCUUGACCCCCCGGUUGCUGCGAUACCAGUGCUUCUCUGCGUCCGCCGCUCCCGUAAUAGUGGUUGUCUCCGUUUAUGUCGAAUUAAGUCCCUUUUCGUCGAGGGUCCCUGUUCGGGCGCCAGUUGCGAGCGGGGGAGGAACAAGCUAGGCCAACUCAGUUGGACCAACUACAUUCAUGGGUGGCAGGAUCGGUGGGUAGUUCUGAAAAUCAACACACUCAGUUAUUACAAGUCUGAAGAUGAAACGGAGUAUGGCUGCAGAGGCUCUAUCUGUCUGAGCAAGGCUGUGAUUAUGCCUCAUGACUUUGAUGAAUGCAGAUUUGAUAUUAGUGUAAACGAUAGUGUUUGGUACCUCCGAGCUCAGGACUCAGACCACAGACAACAGUGGGUAGAUGCAAUAGAACAACACAAGACUGAAUCUGGCUAUGGAUCAGAAUCAAGUUUACGACGCCAUGGCUCCAUAGUGUCUCUUGUUUCUGGAACAAGUGGAUACUCUGCAACAUCCACCUCUUCAUUCAAGAAGGGCCAUAGCUUACACGAGAAGCUUGCAGAAAUGGAAACCUUUAGAGACAUCUUGUGUAGACAAGUUGAUACUUUACAGAAAUACUUUGAUGCCUGUGCAGAUGCAGUUUCCAAAGAUGAACUCCAGAGGGAUAAAGUGGUAGAAGAUGAUGAAGAUGAUUUCCCUACAAUGCGUUCUGAUGGGGAUUUUUUACACAACAGUAACAGCAGUAAGGAAAAAUUGUUUCCACAUGUGACACCAAAAGGAAUUAAUGGCAUAGACUUCAAAGGAGAAGCUAUAACUUUCAAGGCAACUACUGCUGGAAUCCUUGCUACGCUCUCUCAUUGUAUUGAACUUGUGGUAAAACGUGAAGAAAGCUGGCAAAAAAGACUAGAUAAGGAGAUGGAGAAAAGGAGAAGAAUUGAAGAAGCAUACAAAAGUGCUGUGACAGAACUGAAGAAAAAGUCUCACUUUGGAGGGCCAGACUACGAGGAGGGUCCUAAUAGUCUGAUUAAUGAAGAAGAAUUCUUUGAUGCUGUUGAAGCUGCUCUCGAUAGACAGGAUAAAAUGCAAGAACAGUUCCAAAAUGAAAAGGUCAGAUUACACUGGACAACAUCCUUACCUUCUGGAAAUGCAUAUUCUGCUGUGGGGAUUCAUAGAUUUGUCCAAAAGCCCCAUAGUUGCUCUUCCUCCAUGUCUUCAAUUGAUCUAGCCUCUGAUGUUCACAAAUUCAGCACCCAGGUGGAAGAGAUGGUACAAAACCAUAUGACAUAUUCCUUGCAAGAUGUAGGAGGAGAUGCCAAUUGGCAACUAGUGGUAGAAGAAGGUGAAAUGAAGGUGUACAGAAGAGAGGUGGAAGAGAAUGGAAUAGUUUUAGAUCCUUUGAAAGCAACGCAUGCUGUUAAAGGGGUAACAGGGCAUGAAGUUUGCCACUACUUCUGGAAUGUCGAUGUUCGUAAUGACUGGGAAACAACAAUUGAAAAUUUCCAUGUUGUGGAAAAUUUAGCUGAUAAUGCAAUCAUCAUUUACCAGAUGCAUAAGAGGGUGUGGCCAGCUUCUCAAAGGGAUGUGCUGUAUUUGUCUGCCAUCAGAAAGAUACCAGCAUUCAGUGAAAAUGAUCCUGAAACAUGGAUUGUGUGCAAUUUCUCUGUGGAACAUGAUGAUGCUCCUCUGAACAAUCGCUGCAUCCGUGCCAAAAUAAAUAUCGCUAUGAUUUGUCAGACGUUAGUAAGCCCACCAGAGGGGAACAAGGAAAUAAGCAGGGACAAUAUCCUAUGCAAGAUUACAUAUGUAGCUAAUGCUUUUAUCAGAUUUGCUGUAUUUCAGUAUCUGGCUUCCUGUCUACUUCUAGUGAACCCAGGAGGAUGGGCACCAGCAUCAGUGUUACGGGCAGUGGCAAGACGAGAAUAUCCAAAAUUCUUAAAGCGGUUUACAUCAUAUGUGCAAGAGAAAACGGCAGGACAGCCUAUUUUAUUCUAGUAUUAACAGUGAUCAGAACAAGACUGGGUGAGCAUUCCACACUGAAGUGACCAUGCAUAGAGCACUCCAUGCUGGAACGAAGGAUCUACAGUCUUCUUAUGGCCAAAGUUUUAGGCUUUGUAUAGUGAAGUAAAGAAGUUUUGCGACACUAUGAGGCUGAAUAUUUAACAUUAUCUCUCUCAUAAAUUUUCUUGCAGAAUCAGUGUGUAAUUAUAAUUAGAUGUAUUGAUAACAUAUAUAUGGCUAUUUUAUUUGCCUGCUCAAGAGGAAGAACUUGUACAACUUUGAAUCACCAACAUGGGUUACUGCUUUAAUUUUAAACAACUUGCAGAAUUUCACUAUCAACAUUCCUAAGGUACUUGUGCAGAUUUUAUGCAUCUAAAAAGCACAAAAGACAAAUGCACACAUAGCAUACUGUAUGUGCUUUAUAUGCACAAAAAUUUACGUGGUAUUUGGGGGGUGGGGGGGGAGGAAGUUUAGUAAAUACUAGGUGAUGUUUUGGCAGGUUUUGUUUUGCUUUGUAUAAUCAUAUUUAAUUGCUGAAUGUUUCUAUAAUGAAUCAUCUUGUUACAUAAAAUAUCAGUUAAUAAUUGAGGGCUGUCAAUAUCCUUUUGACUUAGCCUUUUCUGUUGUCUUAUUCUUAUGAAGUUCUUUGUCUCUGAAGGAGUAAGAGCGUGAAAAGCUUUUAUUUUUUUCUAGAUAUCUUUAUAUUUCUGUUGUAUUUUUUAGUUAUGUAAUAUGUGCUACAGAAUUUUUGUUAUUAAACAUGAUCCAAAAAUUUCUAGGCAUAUUCUGUAUGAGAGGGCAAGAGAAUGCCUGAAAGCUAGAAGUCCAUGGACUGCUUUCUUGCAUGAUAUCUGGGGCUUUCCUGAAUCUGAGAGAAGGUACACUAUAAUAUUUAUUGAAAUAAUUUGGACUACAUAGGACAACAUUCCCAGCAUAGAAUGAGUAUGUUAUUUUCAGAUCCUGCAUAUGUUUUCAUCAUCUUAAUAAAGCCAUGCUAUGAGGUUCAUGUGAAA
This is a messenger RNA of Columba livia (rock pigeon), 3509 nucleotides long. Its product is annotated as ceramide transfer protein-like. Gene Ontology annotation, molecular function: lipid binding. The transcript is spliced from 19 exons. NCBI's taxonomy places the organism in Eukaryota, Metazoa, Chordata, Aves, Columbiformes, Columbidae. Gene Ontology annotation, biological process: ER to Golgi ceramide transport. The coding region runs from base 319 to 2490 and encodes 723 amino acids. The record is from RefSeq and is a predicted model, not a curated record.